Clunio marinus is the source of this 16103-nucleotide messenger RNA. Lineage: Eukaryota; Metazoa; Arthropoda; Insecta; Diptera; Chironomidae. The record is from the annotation of a GenBank genome assembly.
AAAUAAUCAAGUUUACACAAUGAAAUUUCGAUAAAUGUCAAAUUUACGAAAAUAAUUGAAAAUUAAACAUCGACCGGAACUUUUAAAGGAGAAAAAAAAGAAAAUCAAAGCAAAAAUAUCGGAAAUAUAGCAGUGAAAUAACAAAAAGAAAAUGAUUUACUCAUACGAAAGAAAAAUAUGAAAGAAAUCAUGGAAGAUGGUAGAAUAAAUGGAAUAAAAUUUCAAGCAACAACAUUUUCAUCAGUAUUGGGACACGCACAGUAUUAACAAUUAACUUAAGAAAUAAUAAAUCUGAAAAAAAUGGAUAAGAAAGAUAAGAAAGCGAUCGAAGAUGCUUUAAAGAAUUCAUUUAUGCCAGGAAUGGCUGCCAAUCCCUCUGCUUUCUUAGACGCAGCUUCAUUAUUAGCUUAUUGGGGAAACGGAACAACAAACCGUGACGCAACUUCAAUGCCCUUUUUACCAUUUUCCGGUGGAUUUGGUAUGCCACCAAUGAAUUCAUCACCUUCAUCAAGUUCUUACGACAAAACCUCAUCUCAAAUGCAGCAAGCCUCAUCAAAUUUAAAUGCCAAUUGGUACGCAAUGGCUCAAAUGGCAGCUCAGGAUUACUUUUCACGUUUGCAAAUGUCUGGAAUGGUUCAUCCCGAUAUGGCAAAUUUUCCAUUAGGAUCACUCAAUGCAUUGCAUAAUUCUCCAUCAUUACCUGGAAGUUCUUCUUCAGGAAAUCGCCAUAACUUAAAGAGAAAGGAAAAUUCUGAUGAUAUUGGGAAAUCAACAAACUCAAAAGAUAGCUCGAAGAAUCGAAAUAACAACAAUCAAAGCUUAUCGAACACUCACCAAAACACUUCAAAUCUUCAAAAAGAGUUACUAGCAAUGUCAGUAGCUGCAGCUGCAUCGUUAAAUUCAGUUAAAGACACUGAUGGACAAAUGUUGAAAUCGUCAAGAAAGGGAAAGAAUUCAUCACGAAAUAAUCCUUAUAGUCAAAGCCAAUCACCAACACAAUCAUUCCAAAGUUCAUCAAGAUCAAGUGAUUAUCAAAGUUCUUCUAAAGAUCUACAAAAAAAUGCAGCAAAUUACUCGAGUAGCUCAUCAUUGUUAGGCGUUCGACUUCCACCUGAUACAGAAAUUAUUAAAUACACAUCAGGAUCAAAAAAAUCAUGUAAGUAUUCAAGAAUCUUUUUUUUAUUUAAACUUUCAAACAUUUUAUGUGCUUUAGUGUUCUUAGAUCUGCAAAAUUUUCUUUUAGCAAACUCUAAUCAAUCGCAGCUUGAAAUGGAUUAUCAAAUGUAUCCAAAGAAGACAAAAUUGGAUUGUUAUGAAGAGAAAUCAAAGAAUGAUCGUGUUGAAGUAAUUAAACUUCCAGCAACAAUUAGUGGAUCAAAUGGAAGUGUUAACGCUAAAUCAUUGUCAUCUGAAAAUAAAGAUUGGAAUUAUGAUGCUUCAAACUUAGUUUCUAAAAAUUCUCAUUCCUUCAAUGAUGCUGCCGAUGCACCUUUAAAUUUGUCACUGAAAUCAUCAUCAUCAAGUUCACCAAAACAAUCAUCAACAACAACCACAACAACAUCUACUAAUGACAUGAAUAAUGACAAUGUUUUAGAUCUGAUAAUGAAUAAGAAUUCUGGAAAGUGCUCAGACACAAACGCAUCAGUUAACAACUUAAGUAAUUUACAAAGUUUAACAGCGGGGAUUGGAAUUUUAAGUGGAGAUUCAAAAGGACAAUUUAAAGAAGGGCGCCCAAGAAACUUGGGAAGAGGAGUUUCAAAGCCAAAGAAAAACACUGUAGCAUCUUUGCUAGCUCAAAGCCGAGCUGUCGGUGUCAAACCACAACAAUUAUUAAAUGCAAAUUGUGAUUUUGAAAAAAUUCGCCAAGCAUUGUUAGAUUCCAAUCACAAUAAUUCCGAUGUCCAGUCAAAUACUGACUCUGAAAGUUACAAUGACACAUCAGGUGUGUCUGAAUCUGAAGGUGAGAAUGAUAAUGCGAAUGUGGAAGAGUUAAGGAAACCACUUGUUGAUGGUUGGAAAAGAGAAACAAUUAUCAGAGGUCUAACAAAGUCAGGACAUUUGAAAGGUGAUGUUUAUUAUUAUUCACCUUACAAUCCAACUGUAAAGUUAAAAACAAUGGCACAAGUGAAACAGGAAAUCAGUAAAAAUAAAUCGCAAUUGAAAGAUGUUAAUUUUAGUUUCACGGCAAGAAGAAUUGUCGGAAGUUACUUACAAGCAGCACCAGCUCCAUAUGCGACUGACGGUGAAUAUGUAAGAAUGACUGAUUAUGAAGUUGCACAACGAUUAGAAGAAAUUCGAUUGUAUACGAGACAAUCAAUGACACAGUUGAAUGUUGAACAACGAAUAGAAAUUGCACGUCAACAACAACUUCUUCGAGAUGCCAAGAAAAAUAUUAAAGAUGAGACUAUAAAGACUAAAGAAAAAGUAAAGCACAGCAAGGAAAUUGAACGCUGUGAGAAAUAUGAACAACAAAGGAAAGAACGAGAACAGAAAACGUUGCAACAUCAAGAAGCUCGUCGUAAGCGUGAAGAAGAUGCAGCGAGACAAAAGAUUGAAGAUCAACGUAAGAAACAAGAAGAGAAAGAACGCCGUCGUCAACAUUUAGCAAUCAUCAAGCAGCUUGAAAUUCGAAGGAAAUAUGAAGAACGUGAGAAGAAACGACAUCAAAUGUUGUUGGAGAAAUUGAUAGCACGUGAGAAGAAAUUGGCAGCUAAGAAAUUUGAUUCGAAAAUCUUAUUGGAACUUAGAAAGCCAAAAGAAGAUUCUGAGAUAAGAAAUAAGAUUGAAAUACCAUCAAUACCUCGAAUUGGUGGCAUGCGAUUAGCCGGUCAAGGAUUUGCUGAUCUUCUUAUGAGUUUUGAAUUUCUUCAUAAUUUCGGUGAAACUUUAGGAUUUGAUAUGGAAUCUUUACCAACUCUGCAAUCGCUGCAUAAUGCUUUAAGUCAUGAAAAUGCUGUUGAAGCUGAAGAUGAACUUUUAUCUGUCAUAACUCAUCUUUUAGUGUGUGCCAUUGAAGAUCCAGGCAUUCCUAAUCCCAAUCGGCAUUUAACAUUGUUGGGACAAACACUUAGACAAGCCGACAUAACUCAUCAAAAUGUUUCAGAGAUUUUAAGAAUUUAUCUUUACUCAGUGGCGACAGGUGAAGUUCGACAACAGACUGGAAUAAAUUUUGAGAGAGAAAGGUGUGGAAAGUUUGGUGAUUUACAUAAUAACGACACAGAUGAGAGACAAACAAACAUUAACAACAGCAAGAAUAUGCAAUUUUAUGAAAUUCUUCAUGACAACGAACGUUACAAACUUUCAGAAAGUCUUAAAGAUAAACCUUUUGUUGCUUUGAAUUCGACAGUGAAAGCACAGAUAUUAGCAAUGUUAUGCAAUGAUUUGCUUCUUAAUAAAGCUGUUUGUAAGCAGAUUGAAAGUGGUUUAGAAUCGCAAGCUGUUCUAAAGAAGGAAAGAUUUCUCCUUGACAACAAAGUGCGUAAAUAUAAAUCGCUAGUCGCGCGAAAGAUUAAAAUCGAACAGUAUGAAAAGUCACAACAACUUUUGAAGAAAGAAAUUGAGAACAAUGAAGAUGACAAGAAUGGUUCAUUGAUUCAGGAUGAAAAUCAAAUGGGAAAAGAUGAGAAAGAAGUCGAAAAUGUUACGGAAAAGAAUGAAAUUGAUGAAAAUUCUUUAAAUACUCAAAAUGAUUUACAAACGAAAUCUGAGAAUCAAGUUGCUGAUCGAAGUGAGAUUGUUGUUGGUGGUGGGAGUGCGAAUGGUGGAAAAUUAGAAGAGAAACUUGACGAUGAUAACAGUGAAGAUGAAAGUGAAAUUGAAGAAGAUGAAGAUAAAGCAAUGACAUCGGAUGAAGUUCAAAAGAAGCUUGAGAAAAUCUUAGAACAAUCAUUUCAUACAAAAAAACAACUACAAAAAGCUCUCAACUCGUUAAGAGCGAAACAUUAUGGACAAGACAGGUAUUGGCGUCGUUAUUGGUAUCUGCCGAAAUGCGGCGGCAUUUAUGUUGAAGGGUUGGAGUCAGCUCAAGGGGAUUUGUAUAAAUAUCAGGGAAGAUUGGAAGAGAUUUUGAAUAAAGAUGUGAUGACAGCAAAAGAUGUGACAGAAAAUAAUGAAACAACAGGAAAUGAUGAAGAAGAAGAAGUUAUUAAAGAAGAAGAGGAAGAAGAAAAGCCUAAAAUAUUAAAUUCCAAUAACAAUUCAUCACAAAACGAAGAGAAAGUUCAGGAAAACGUUUUUAAUACACCACAAAAGAGUCACAACUUAAACAUGCAACAUCAUAAUAAAUCAAAUCAAGAAGACGAUGAUGACUUUGAUAUCGAAAAUUCCAUUCCAACAGCAAUUCUUGUUCAAAAAGGAAACAAAUUAGAUGACUCAAAGUUUGUUGAAAUUAAUCAUGUCGUUCCAUCGAAUCCAAAUCAAUCAUCGAUUGAUGAUGAACAAAAUAUGAUGAAAGAGAAUUUAAAUGAAACAAAUAUGAAUUUAGAAGCGACAUCGAAGAAGAUUAAAUAUGAGUAUGAAGAGAAUGAUGAUGUGACGAUGGAAGGUGAUGAGAAUGUUCAUAACAACAUUAAAGAAGAAAGUGAAGAAAGUGUCAACGAAGAUAAAAUCGAAAAUCCUCAACUUUUGUCAAAAUGGUUUUCAUUGAUUGAAAAGGAAGUUCCAUUGGUAGCAACAGAAUGUCCGCUUCUCUCCAACAUGUUUAUUAUUUAUCAGAAUCAACAAUGCAAAGAUGAGCUCAUUCUGCAAGGACAUCAAUGGGAGAUUCAAAAUAAUUUACAUUUCUACAAUCCAAAAGCUGAUGAGAAGCAUGAAAGUUUCAUCGAUUUCAAGAACGAAUCAAUUUUGAGUACGUCAGGUUUGAAUGAAAAAAUGAUGAAUCAAAUUAUGGACAGUGAAAGGAAUGGCGGAACUUUAGGAGACUUUAAUGACAUGAUUAAGAUCAAGAAAGAAUCUAAUAUAGAUAUUUCUUCAACAAAUAUGAAGACAAAUAAUUUCUACAAUCAAAGUCAUUUGUUUUCAUUGCCAUCGAUUCAAAACAUGUCGAUAAAUAAUUUGAGUGUGUUUGUGCAGUGUGAGAAUUUAAAUUCAACAAAUAUUACACCGGAAGAACAAGACGCUUUGGAAGAUGUGAAGAAGAAUGGCGUGCAGAAGUCACUUGAAGGAUCUUUAGUGCCAAGAGAAACACGACAUGGAUGGUGGAAGAUUUCUGAGAUUGAAGACAUGAAUAGUGUCAUUAAAAGUCUUCAUCCGAAAGGUGUUCGUGAGAAGAAUUUGAGACAAAACUUAAUGUCGGCGUUGGGUGAAAGUAUAGACUUGACAAUUCCAUGUCCAGUUUCAAAUCCAAGAGCGCCACCGCCACCAAAUGGUUACGUCGAGCCUGAAGCAUUCAAUGCAUGGAAUCCAAGAGUAGCUAAACGUGUCGAACAACAACUUCUCGAUCAAGUUGAAGCAUUAGAAGAUAAAAUAGCGAAUGGAUCAAUGCAAGUUAAAGGAUGGAUCGUUCCACAACGUGACAAUGAUUCGGAGAGUGACGAUGCACUUGAAAGUAUUGAUUUGAAUCUUAUUAAAGAUCGCAUAACAAAUCUUGAAGCAGCUAUUGAAAGACGAUAUUUGAAACCACCACUUGGAAACAACACUGGAGAAGCACAAUUAAUGAAUGCAACUGUUCCAAGUGAUCAAAAUAUUUCAAAUACAAGCAAUGGAAGUAACACAAGUUUGACUGAUGUUGAAAGUGUUACAAAAGGUUUAUCGUCAUGGCGUGAAGCUGUUCAACGAUCUGUUACUUCAUCACAAUUGUCAAUGGCACUUUAUACUCUCGAGCAGUGUGUUGCUUGGGAUAAAAGUAUAAUGAAAGCUAAUUGUCAAUUUUGUCAAUCGGGAGAGUCCGAAGAUAAACUAUUGCUAUGCGAUGGUUGUGACAGAGGAUAUCACACAUAUUGUUUCAAGCCUAAAAUGGAUAAAAUACCAGAAGGCGAUUGGUUCUGCUACGAAUGCUUGAAUAAAGCAACAGGAGAAAGGAAAUGCAUAAUUUGUGGUGGAAAUCGCCCUCAACCAGUUGGAAAAUUAAUUCUUUGUGAAUUAUGUCCACGAUCAUAUCAUCAGGAUUGUUACAUACCACCAAUGCUUAAAGUGCCAAGAGGAAAAUGGUAUUGCACUAAUUGUGCAAGUAAAGCACCGCCUAAGAAGAAACCAGUUCGAAAGCCUAAAGAACUAAAGACUCAUAACUCAUCUCAAUCGUUGGAUUCAUCACAUGACGAAGUUAUUCCGAAUAGCCCGGAACCAUCGUUGACAUCAAUUUCACUUGAAGACCAUCAAUCAUCAAUCUUAAAUUCAACUCCAGUGAUUGCAAAUAUAAGUGAACCACCAUCGCCAUCGUUCAAUCUUCCUGCUCCUGUUGGAACAACUGACAUCAAUGAGUUAAGCAGCAAUGACGAGAAUAACAUUGAAAAGAAUGAUCAUUAUUCAAAGGAUCAUAAAGAGAAAGAUGAAAUUAAAGAGAAAUUGAAGGCUGAAAAGAAAGCCGCAAAGAAGCUGAUGAAGGAACUCACGAUAUGCAAAAUAAUUUUAGAAGAGAUGGAGGUUCACGAAGACUCAUGGCCAUUCUUACUUCCAGUAAACACAAAACAGUUUCCAACUUACAAAAAGGUCAUUAAAAACCCAAUGGAUUUGUCAACUAUUAAGAAACGUUUACAGGAUUCAAUAUAUAAAUCUAGAGACGACUUUGUCGCAGAUGUUCGUCAAAUUUUUGAUAAUUGCGAAGUAUUUAAUGAAGAUGAUUCCCCUGUUGGAAAAGCAGGACAUGCUUGUAGACAAAAAUUAAAUUUUGAUGAUGAUGAAGUCAAAGGCUCGAACGACAACAAAUCGCGGGCUACUAAGAAGUCUUCAGAAAUAAAUACAGGAGCUAUUCAAAAAAAGAAACAUCCACUCAAGAUGAUUAAGCCUUCCAACUCAUUUAAACAAUCGGAUACAGAAAGUCCUUCAAACAUGAUGAAAAUGAGAAAUUCCCAAUUGGGAAAGUCUGCACCUUCAUUGAACGCUAAAAGCUUAAAGGAUACUUCAGAAUGUCCAGUCAUAAUGCGACGAGUUCAUCAAACAUCACAAAUUCGUAGCCCUGCAGUCAACCGCAUAAGUUUUUCAUCUUGUUUAAGUCCACGCUCUGAAUCACCAAUAUCAAGAUCACCACUUGAUAGUCCUCGUAUCAAUUCACCAAGCGCAAAUCACUUUCAAUUCAUGCCAUUUAAAAGAUUAUCAGCUAAUAAAGUUCACGAUAACUGCCGUAGAUGGUCGAUUGUUUCUCUGCCAUCAAGUUCGGGAUAUGCUAGCACUACAACACCUUGUAGCUCUAACAUUUCUUCACAAUGCUCUAGUCAGGAGCGAUUGCACCAGUUCCCUCAUGCACCAACAAAUGAUGAGCUACGAUUAUUAAAUAAUCGUUUUUCGGGAAAUGAAACAACAAACCGUACUCACCAAGUAGUUCAGAAGCAACAAUCACAUCCACUCUCACAGAACACAACGAAUGUUUCGCCACUUACCAUUCAACAACAACAACCAAACUUUAGAAAGAGUUUCACAUCAUCACAUAAUUCUUCUUUUCAAAAGAUUUAUCCUUCAUCAUCGACACCGCCGUUAAACUCAAGUGACACAAGUAAUGAAGGAAGUUUACAUGGUGAAAGACAACGUCCGAUGGUGUUUCGUCCACGAUCAAGAAGUCUCAGCUCACCAAGUCGCUCACCAAUUGCAGAUGGCAACAACUUAUCAACAAUGAAUCAUUUGUUCAAAGAACGAUUUCCAAAAGCACAACUUCAAAUGGAUGAACGCUUAACAAACUUCAUUAAUGAAUAUAAAACUUCAUCCACAUGUUCUAAUCGCAAUCGAGAUUCUCAGCCAAUCGUACGAUUUGUAACCAAUCAAGUUGUUGAGAUUGCACGAGAUUGUCUUCAUAAAUCACAUUCGAAGCAACUUCUAACCAGUCGAUAUUUUUGUGAAAUAAUGCGACACAACAAUUAUGUUUCAUUACCAACAUCCAACGACACUUCAUGUUUAACAUCAACACCAAUUAAAGGAUCACAAUCUGGUACUGGAACUGGAACUUCUGGACCGAAUGAGCAUGAUUAUGAGAUUCUAAAAUUAAUUUCAAAUGGAGCUUAUGGUUCUGUUUAUCUCGUCAAACAUAAAACAUCACGACAACGUUUUGCAUUGAAGAAAAUUAACAAAAAUAAUUUAAUGUUGAGAAAUCAGGUUGAACAAGUGUUUGUCGAACGAGAUAUUCUAUCAUUUGCUGACAAUCCAUUUGUCGUGAGUAUGUAUGCAAGUUUUGAAACAAGAAAGCAUUUAUGUCUUGUCAUGGAGUAUGUGGAAGGUGGUGAUUGUGCUUCACUUUUGAAGAAUACUGGUCCAUUACCAUCAGAUAUGGCGCGACUUUAUUUCGCUGAAAUGGUUUUGGCUGUUGAAUAUCUUCACAGUUUUGGUAUUGUUCAUCGAGAUCUUAAACCAGACAACAUGUUAAUAACAGCUUUGGGUCACAUAAAAUUAACUGAUCCAAUCGUACGAUUUGUAACCAAUCAAGUUGUUGAGAUUGCACGAGAUUGUCUUCAUAAAUCACAUUCGAAGCAACUUCUAACCAGUCGAUAUUUUUGUGAAAUGUCAGAAAACUUGCAACGUCUUCUUGUUGAGACGAAUGAAAAGUCACCGGAAGCCGCUGGUGAAAUUGCAAGAAUCAUUAAAAAACUCAUUCUCAUCAUAUCUCGUCCCGCUCGACUUCUUGAAUGUCUUGAAUUCGAUCCAGAAGAAUUCUAUAAACUUUUAGAAGCGGCUGAAGAUCAAGCGAAAAGUCAUAUCGCUUCUGAUUUACCCAUUUACAUCAUCACAAAGCUUGGUCUGAACAGAGAUCCACUCGCUGAUUUACAGCAAUCAAGCAGCAAUGAAGAGGCAAACGAACGAAAAUGUGAUAAAUCCCCAAAUAUUAGCAGCUUAGAUGACAGCAAUCGUCAAAGUGAUAAUUCUAAUGAUGAUAGCAACAGCAAAACAAAUGACAAAGAAUGUGACAUAACAAUUGUUCCAUUACCGACAUCCAACGACACUUCAUGUUUAACAUCAACACCAAUUAAAGGAUCACAAUCUGGCACUGGAAAUGGAACUUCUGGACCGAAUGAGCAUAAUUAUGAGAUUCAAAAAUUAAUUUCAAAUGGAGCUAAUGGUUCUGUUUAUCUCGUCAAACAUAAAACAUCACGACAACGUUUUGCAUUGAAGAAAAUUAACAAAAAUAAUUUAAUGUUGAGAAAUCAGGUUGAACAAGUGUUUGUCGAACGAGAUAUUCUAUCAUCGAGAUAUUCGAUGGCAAUUAUGAUGAAAGAUCAACAAAGAAUUACAAAGAGAAUGCAUAAGAUUUGUACAACAACAUGGCAAUGGUACGAUAUUUCCUCAUCCAAAUGGAAUAGUUAUUCGCCACAACAUAACAAAAUGAUUAAUGACGCUUAUAUGGCGGGUGAAAGUGAAAUUCAUCUUGUUCUAAGUCGUCAUCGUUACAUCAUUAACUUUAAAUGUAUGUCACAAAUAAAUGAAGAAAGUUCUAAUCAUCGUCCAAUCAUCAUGGCUUUGAGAUCAAUUGAGACGAUGAAUAAUCCAACAAUUGGAAGUGGAAUUUUUGAUGAAAAGGCGGAAGAAGAAGAAGCUAAAACUUAUGCGAAAGUUCUCGAAGAGAUUGAAUUGGAGCCGUUGAGUAAUUUUUGUCCAGAGGAAAUUGUCUCAUCAUGCGUUCAAUUGAUGGCACAUCAACAGUUAGAUCGUGAUACAUUACAUGCAAUAAUGCGAGUUGUUGUUCGUCUUACAAAGAAUUAUUCACUUGCUGAAGUGUUUGCAAGAUUCGGUGGAAUUGACGUUCUACUUAACAUGAAACAAAAUUCUGGUUACAUUGGAUUUACAACACUUGCAACACUUCUGAUUCGUCAUGUGAUUGAAGAACCAAAAACAUUAUCACUUUCAAUCCAAAAUGUUCUCGCAAAUCGAACAUUAACAACAAUUCCGCCAGGUCAUCGUGAACUUUUAUUUCUUAUUCGUCAAUUAAAUUCUGCGGUUUAUCGUGAUCCACAAUUGUUUAAAGAAGCAGCUUUAAAGAUUCUUCGUGUUGACUUUGAUUCAAUGAAACGUUCACAAAUCACUGAUGAGAAACGUUUCAUUAUGAAAUCAAUUCCAUUAUCAACAAAUAUUAAAUACAACAUGGAACAUUCAACAGCAAUGUCAGCUGUUUGUAAAUUAUUAAAAGCAUUAAUUGAACCUGAUGAUGUUGGAAAUGGCGCUGGUGGAAAUGCCGAUACAAAUUCAUGUAACAUGAUGUGGAUACAACCAGAAAAAACAUCGACAAGAGAUGGACCGAGAAAAGAGAAAUUUACAGCAACAAAUGAGCAGCCUCAACAACAAUCAGCUGAUGAUUUGAAGGAAAAACAAAAUGGCGGCAAUAACAACAGCGACAAGCCACUUUUAUCAAAAUCAGCAAUCUUGAAGAUUCUGGCNAAUCGCAAUCGAGAUUCUCAGCCAAUCGUACGAUUUGUAACCAAUCAAGUUGUUGAGAUUGCACGAGAUUGUCUUCAUAAAUCACAUUCGAAGCAACUUCUAACCAGUCGAUAUUUUUGUGAAAUGUCAGAAAACUUGCAACGUCUUCUUGUUGAGACGAAUGAAAAGUCACCGGAAGCCGCUGGUGAAAUUGCAAGAAUCAUUAAAAAACUCAUUCUCAUCAUAUCUCGUCCCGCUCGACUUCUUGAAUGUCUUGAAUUCGAUCCAGAAGAAUUCUAUAAACUUUUAGAAGCGGCUGAAGAUCAAGCGAAAAGUCAUAUCGCUUCUGAUUUACCCAUUUACAUCAUCACAAAGCUUGGUCUGAACAGAGAUCCACUCGCUGAUUUACAGCAAUCAAGCAGCAAUGAAGAGGCAAACGAACGAAAAUGUGAUAAAUCCCCAAAUAUUAGCAGCUUAGAUGACAGCAAUCGUCAAAGUGAUAAUUCUAAUGAUGAUAGCAACAGCAAAACAAAUGACAAAGAAUGUGACACAACAAUUGUUCCAUUACCGACAUCCAACGACACUUCAUGUUUAACAUCAACACCAAUUAAAGGAUCACAAUCUGGUACUGGAACUGGAACUUCUGGACCGAAUGAGCAUGAUUAUGAGAUUCUAAAAUUAAUUUCAAAUGGAGCUUAUGGUUCUGUUUAUCUCGUCAAACAUAAAACAUCACGACAACGUUUUGCAUUGAAGAAAAUUAACAAAAAUAAUUUAAUGUUGAGAAAUCAGGUUGAACAAGUGUUUGUCGAACGAGAUAUUCUAUCAUUUGCUGACAAUCCAUUUGUCGUGAGUAUGUAUGCAAGUUUUGAAACAAGAAAGCAUUUAUGUCUUGUCAUGGAGUAUGUGGAAGGUGGUGAUUGUGCUUCACUUUUGAAGAAUACUGGUCCAUUACCAUCAGAUAUGGCGCGACUUUAUUUCGCUGAAAUGGUUUUGGCUGUUGAAUAUCUUCACAGUUUUGGUAUUGUUCAUCGAGAUCUUAAACCAGACAACAUGUUAAUAACAGCUUUGGGUCACAUAAAAUUAACUGAUUUUGGGUUGUCAAAAAUGGGACUUAUGAGCUUAACUACACAUCUUUAUGAGGGAUAUGUUGAUAUCACCAACGAAUCACGUCAAUUUUCUGAUAAACAAAUCUUUGGAACGCCUGAGUAUAUUGCUCCUGAAGUGAUAUUAAGACAGGGAUAUGGAAAAACGAUUGAUUAUUGGAGCAUGGGAAUUAUUUUAUAUGAAUUUCUUGUUGGCUGUGUACCAUUCUUUGGAGACACUCCUGAAGAAUUAUUUUCACAUGUUGUUAACGAUGCAGUUAUUGAAUUUCCUUCGGAGGAAGAUUGGCCAUUAGAAGCUAAUAGUAAAGAUCUUAUCACAGCUUUGUUACAACAAAAUCCGCAAGAUCGUUUAGGAUCAGCAGGACCGCAAGAAGUUAAAGAUCAUCCAUAUUUAGCUGACUUAGAUUGGAAUAGUUUGUUGCGUUAUAAGGCUGAAUUUAUUCCAAGACUUGAAAAUGAAGAAGACACAAGUUACUUUGAUACUCGUGCUGAUCGAUAUAAUCAUGAAUUUGAUGACACAGACACUGAUGAUUCGCCGGUUUUGGCUUCAAACUUCGCAUCAUACUCACCACAAUAUCGAAAGCAAUAUCAUAGUCGUCAGAUUUAUUAUGGAAGUGAUGACAGCACAAGCAGUUUGAAUGAAUCAGGCAAAAUAACACCAGAUUUCAGACAUUUAAAUAUUAAUCCAUCAAAGAUUAAAAUGCCUUCCACACCUGUUGAUUCGCCAUUUGAUUUAUCAAGUGACAUAAAUUCACCAGAUCGUCAAGCUCCGCCAUACUUUCUACGACAUCAACAAAUUAAGAAUGUUUUAUCGACAGCUGAAGUAUUGGAACAACAAAAUCAAAGACUUCAAAAGUCUUUCAAAAUGCUUAACAUUAGCACACCAGACUCAUCACAAACAGAUCACUCAAGUGCUGAUGAUGUAUCACCGAAGAUUCAGAGACGAAGGAAGAAUCUUAUUGCAGCAGCUGCUGAAGAGAAUGCAACAAGAAAGAAUCAUAAUCUGCCGAAAUUGUCAAUAUCAUUGGAACAUGAAACGCCGUCACAAUUACUUCCAUCACCAACUAUUCAAAACGCUGAUCAUAAUUUGAAAUUAACUUCUGAUAACUUAAAUAAACGCGUUCUUAAGUCAGCAUCGGCGAUUGAUUUGAGUUUGAAGAUUAUGCCGAACUACACAACAGCAGAUAAAGUUGUCCCAUCAAAUGUCCGUAAAGCUAAAGUUAAGUUGGAAAGCAAUUUCGAAGACAAUCGACCAUUAAAGCAAAUGGGAAGUGAUUCGAAUCUUGAUCUUGAUUCAUCAUUCAAUAAAUCAUUUAACAGCAGUGGAGGUGGUAAUGGAAGUAGCACAGCGAGUAGUCGUGAAGUUAGUCCAUCUCGUGAUGGUCCAUUAAUAAAUAAUCUUAAACCUCCAAUUAUUUUACGACGUGGUCCACGAGGCUUUGGAUUUACUGUUCACACAAUUCGAGUCUAUUUUGGUGACACAGAUUAUUACACAAUGCAUCAUACUGUUAUGGCAAUUGAUGAAGGUUCACCAGCAUAUGAAGCUGGUUUACGACCAGGAGAUUUGAUCACACAUAUAAAUGGUGAAUCAGUGCAAGGACUUUAUCAUACACAAGUUCUUCAAUUACUUCUCUCAAGUCAAGAGCAUGUAACAUUGAGAGCGACUCCAUUAAAAAAUACAAGCAUUCAAGUUGGUGGACGUAAAAGGGAACCAGGCCAAAGUAAAAUGGCAAAGAAAGUCAAUUCACGUCCGAAAAAGCAGAAAAGUUCAAGUGAUAAGAAGAGACGAGCGUCACUCUUCCGACGAAUCAGCAGUAAAAUUGCAAAUGCCGAAAUUCAACAGAUGGCUUCAAGCGGCGCUCUUUCGCCAAUCGCUCCAAGUCGAAGUCUGCAAUCAUUCGUUCGUUCACAAGAUACUCGACCAAAUCCAAGAUUGAGUUUAUCACCAUUAGAUCCAUUCUAUCAACAAGUAAAUCUUUCGACACAAUCAGUUGGUGGAAAUUCAUCACAAUCAUCAUCACCUUCAUCAUCUGUUCCCAAUACGCCGACAUCUAAUUUGAACACAACAACUCCAAUUUAUCAUCAAAGACCAUCAAGUCUUCAUGGUUUAAAACAUAAACUUCAUACAAUUGGAACUGGGAAAUCGCCGUCAUCAAGUCGAAGGAAGUCAGUUUGUGUGAUUCCACUUUCACCACUUGCUCGAACUCCAUCGCCAUCGCCUUGUGGGCCAAGUUCACCGACAAGAUCGCCAAGUCCAUUGGCUUUUUGUCUUGGACAUCAUCCUGCUGGAGCUUCAAACUUAACACAAAGUUAUACACCAAACCAAUCGUCAGCUAACAAACCGCAGUCAUCUCAUAGGAUUCAAAAAGCUCAUAGCUUUAAAAGUUCCAGAAGCUGUUAUUUUAAUGAGAUCUUUACGACUAUUAUGAAAAGAAAAACCAGGCAACAAGAUAAGAGAGAAGAAGACGACCUAGUGAAGAAAAAAGUUUCUAUUCUACGAAUUGCUGACUUACAAUCUAUUCUCACCAAUUCAACGUAUUCAAAAAAUGCAAGAAAAGACGAGUUACAAAAGCUUGUUUAUUAUCAAUUGAAAACUGCCUCUGGUAUUAAACGUGAGGAGAUAAAAAAAUCAAUUGAAGCCUGUUAUAAUAAAAUGUUGGUUAAUAUUUCUAUUAAAGAGAGUAACUUAAUAAUUUUGAAAUAUUUUAGUAAAUCUAUUGCCCCAUCAAGAGUGAAAACACCAGAAAACAUGUAUGCGCAACAAUAUAACAGCAAUCCGCUUGCACAUGGCAUGGUUUCUCCGUUCAACAGUAUUUCCACUGGAUUUCCCAUACAACCUGACGUCAAGCUCAAAAGGCUUGCAUUCUACGAUACGCUUGGUACACUUCUUCAGCCUUCAACACUUGUUCCAAGCAGUCAAGCACGACAACAAGAAGGAACUUAUUACUUUCAUCUCACACCUCAACAAGCAACUGAUAUUGCUAUGAAUCGUGAUUUGAGAAAUCAAUCAAAACCAGAAUAUUUGAUUCAAGUUCAAUUGAGAUUUUGUCUUCUUGAGACAACAUGCGAACAGGAAGAUUAUUUUCCUCCAAAUGUUCAGUUGAAAGUUAAUGGAAAAAUGUGUCAACUGCCGAAUCCUAUUGCUACGAACAAACCUGGAGUUGAACCGAAGAGACCUCCAAGACCAGUAAACAUCACUCCACAUGUGAAAAUAUCACCAACUGUCGCAAACGUCAUUCACGUUCAAUGGCAAACUGAAUUUAAUCGUGGAUUUGUCAUUUCAUGCUAUCUUGUACGAAAGUUAACGUCUGAUUGCUUAUUGCAAAGAAUGAAAUCAAAAGGAUCAAAACCAGCUGAAUUUACUCGCGGUCUUAUAAAAGAAAAAUUAAAUGAAGAUGCUGAUUCAGAGAUUGCAACAACGAUGCUUCGUGUGUCACUUAUUUGUCCAUUAGGAAAGAUGAGAAUGUCAACACCUUGUCGAGCUUCAACUUGCAUGCAUUUACAAUGCUUUGACGCGAGUCUUUAUCUGCAAAUGAAUGAAAGAAAACCAACUUGGAAUUGUCCUGUUUGUGACAAAGCUGCAUUUUAUGAGAAUUUAGUUAUUGAUGGAUAUUUUCAAGAUGUUAUUGCCUCUAAAAAGCUUGGAUCAGAUGACAAUGAGAUUCAAUUACAUCCUGAUGGCUCGUGGUCAACUUUAGCUCAAAAACCUGAUCUACUUAGUCUUGAAACACCGAAAAAGAAUAUUCAAACCGUUGAAGUUAUUUCUGAUGAUUUGGAAAUGAUAACUGAAGACUUUCCCAAAUCGGCAAUCAAAAUGCAUCUCACAUCAGCACAACCAACAUGCCCAGCGAAGCCUACAGCAGACACUGUUGAUUUGACGCUGGAUAGUGAUGAAGACGAUGAGUUGUCGAAGAAAAAUUCGACAUCCAAAGGCCAACAAAUGAAAGCUAAAAGCAACGGUAUGUAGAUAAAAACUGCAUCCGAAGACUGAGUUCAAAAAAGGCUUUUUUAACGCAAAUCAGAAAAGAAAACUUAUUUAUAUUUUAUCCUUAAAACGUUUUCUUUUUUAUAAAACAAAAUCUAGACAUUGUCCUAUGUUAAGUUUAACGUUUAAACUCGCAAUGUAAAUAUUUUAAAUAAUGUGCAGGACAACUGAUAAGUUCACUCAAACUUCAGAUUCGUUUACUAUCUUGAAAGGUAGAAAUGAAAGAAAUGUCUUGAAAGUUGCGUUAAUGAAAAGAAAUUUAUGUUGUGAAUUACUCAAUAUCAGAAUACAAAUUUCUAUAUCUAUAAAAGAAGUGAAAAUUUUUCCAUCUCGAUUGUUCCAUUUUCAUAAUUUUCUUUUAAUUUCAGCAACUAAAAUUCAACCUUCAAUUUUAAAAUUCUUAGUUAAAAAAACUGAAGCGAAUUGAAAUUAUAAAAUCUCUGAUGAAUUGUAGUAUGAAGUGAGUGAAGAAUCUGAAGAUAAUAGAUAUAAAUUAUACAUUUUCAAAUAAUAAAAUAAAUGAAAAG